Molecule: messenger RNA, 465 nt
Organism: Salvia splendens (bonfire salvia)
Lineage: Eukaryota; Viridiplantae; Streptophyta; Magnoliopsida; Lamiales; Lamiaceae
Exons: 1
Coding region: 1-465 (154 amino acids)
Source: RefSeq, a predicted model, not a curated record
AUGCCCAGCUAUGCCAAGUUUCUGAAGGAUGUGGUUUCUAACAAGAGGAAAUGGAUGGAGUAUGAGACGGUGAAUUUGACUGAAAGCUGCAGCGCCAUUAUUCAAAAGAAGCUACCAGCUAAAUUGAAGGAUCCAGGAAGUUUUACCAUUUCUUGCAUAGUGGGAGAUUGUCAAGAAGGGAGAGCGUUAUGUGAUCUGGGGGCGAGUAUCAAUCUAAUGCCCUAUUCGUUCUUCCAGAAAAUGAAGAUUGGAGUGCUCAGACCCACUACUAUAUCAUUGCAGAUGGCUGACAGAACAGUGUCAUAUUCGAAGGGGAUCGUUGAAGACAUACUUGUCAAGGUCGGGGAAUUUAUUUUUCCAGCCGACUUUGUAGUACUUGAUAUGGAGGAAGAUAGACACGUCCCACUUCUCUUAGGCAGGCCCUUUUUAGCCACAGGGAGAGCACUGAUUGAUGUGCACAAAUGA